AUGGUGGAAGUAAAGCUCGAGCCCAACUCCGAUGAUGAAGCAAAAGCUGCAGUGAAGCUGGAGCCGACAUCCGACGAUGAAGGAAAAGUUGCAGUAAAACUCGAGAUCAUUUCCGAUGAUGAAAGGAAAACUACAGUAAAAAUCGAGCCCGACUCCGAUGAUGAAGGAAAAACAGCACUGAAGCUGGAGCCCACAUCUAAUGAUGAAACAAAACCAGAGGUAAAACCCAAGCUCACACCUGAAGAAGAAAUGAAAAUCGCAGUGCAGCGCUGCAGAAAUCGAGCAAGAAGACAGUGUUGUUCAGAGUCAGCUAUAAGAAUGCGAAUUCGCCGUUUGAAAGAGACUGAAGCGGAGAAGUAUGAACGGCUGUUCAAGUGCAGACAGCAUGCUGCGCUGAGACGUCUGAAUGAGUCGGAAGAGGCGAGAAAGAAACGCUUGUCUAAAAUUAGGAUGCAUAAUAAAAUCAUAAGAGCAAGUAUGACGGAAGAGCAAAAAAUGAUACAUAGACAAGAUUGUAGGGAACGAGUGAGGAGGAAACGCGCGGCCGAGACUGCAGAGGAACAGGAAAAUCGGAAGAAGAGGGAGCGAGAACGCGCAAUGGCUCGUAGAUAUUUGCAAGAGAUGCGUUUACGAGAAUUUCGAGCCGAGUACCCGGAUGUGUUUCAAGAUUCAAUUGGCGCGAAAUGGGCAAAACGAAGACGUGCCGCUGGCGCGGAAGGAGCGAGAGGGAGGCGCGUAGCCGAAACCGAAGCCCAGUACCAGAAUGGACCAUUAACAUUAAAUGCAUCGGUAAGCUUUCCACAAUAAUU
Molecule: messenger RNA, 809 nt
Organism: Cylicostephanus goldi
Lineage: Eukaryota; Metazoa; Nematoda; Chromadorea; Rhabditida; Strongylidae
Source: the annotation of a GenBank genome assembly